UCCAUCCGUCCAUCCGUCCAUCUAUUAUAACCACGAAAAGUCUAAUGUAGAAUACUCUCCGUUCCAUUUUGAUCAUACGAAUGAAGUGCAGAAUAUAAAUAUCGCAAAACUAGUUCAUUCACGCUAAGCCUAGUUAGUGGCCUACGGAUAAGUACAGCAGUCAGACAAGUAAGAAGUACCACAAGAAGAAUUCAAAAAUGACAGAAAGCAAGCCAUCCAAAGUGAUUGGUUAUUGGAUGUCUGAAAAGAAGAGCCAAAAACUUAACUGGACAGAAUUUGGAAGUGUAUGCAGGAAAUAUGGAUUUGAUUUAGUUAAGCUGGACUUGAAUCAACCACUGGAAGGGCAGGGACCAUUCACAGUGAUUUUGCACAAGCUCACAGACAUCAUAGCCUUGACAAAUCAAGGAGACCCCAAGGCCCGUGUUAUGAUCUCCCAUGUUGAGUCAUACAUUAAUGAUCAUCCAGAAGUGGCUAUUAUUGAUCCACUAGAUAAUGUCCGCAAAUUGUUGGAUCGCUACAGAUAUUACAGUAUUAUACACAACAGUGACCUUGAGAAAGCAGAUGUCUUUAUGCCUUCAUUUGUGGAAUUAACAUCAAGUGAUUGCAAAGAAAACCUUAAAACUUUAAGGUUAGCUGGUGUGGACUUUCCAUUUGUGUGCAAGCCUUCAGUUGCUCAUGGAUCCAGCAAUGCCCACAAGAUGACAGUAAUAUUUAAUGAGAAAGGGGUGAAGGAUUGCCGUCCACCCUGUGUCGCACAGAGUUUCAUCAUCUUAUACAAAAUAUAUCUGGUUGGAGAGGAAUAUUUUGUUGUAGAUAGGCCAUCACUGAAGAACUUCUAUCCAAGUGACCGUGAGACAAUCUUCUUUGAUAGUCAUGAUGUUUCCAAAGCAGAUUCUACAUCCAGUCUAAGUAUUCUGGAUCCGAGUGACAAGAUGAUAUUGCCUUCUCGCCCUGAUCCUGCAAAACUACAACGAAUUGUCUGCACAUUAAGGAAGGAGCUUGGGAUGUCAUUAUUGGGAAUUGAUGUGAUUAUUGAAAAUGGCAGCGGGCGAUAUGGCAUCAUAGAUAUCAAUGCAUAUCCAGGUUAUGAUGGCCACCCAAACUUCUUUGACAGCCUUAUGAAGUGCAUAUUGGAGACAGUCAAUCAUCAUCCAUGCACAGUCUACAAACCAGACCUGUCAAGUACCCAGUUCUGUCUUCCUCUCACAAAGCACACCGCAGAAAGUAAGAACAGUCAUAUAAUGUCACCAGGAAGUGGUGAUCAGGAUGACUCAGGUUUUGACACUGGUGAUUCAAGUGAUGAGAAAAAGAAGCGGAACUUGUCAGUGGGAUCCACUACUGUGAGUAGGAGAUCGAUUACCACCACUUCGGAGUGACACAGUACGCAUGAGACUUUGGAGGUUUGUUAAUGUGGCUGCCUAUC
Messenger RNA from Cryptotermes secundus, 1423 nucleotides. Its product is annotated as inositol-tetrakisphosphate 1-kinase-like. Lineage: Eukaryota; Metazoa; Arthropoda; Insecta; Blattodea; Kalotermitidae. The record is from RefSeq and is a predicted model, not a curated record. Gene Ontology annotation, biological process: inositol trisphosphate metabolic process. Gene Ontology annotation, molecular function: magnesium ion binding; inositol-3,4,5,6-tetrakisphosphate 1-kinase activity; ATP binding. The coding region runs from base 198 to 1376 and encodes 392 amino acids. Gene Ontology annotation, cellular component: cytoplasm. The transcript has 2 exons.